CGACGAUACCGUGGAAGGCUCGGAACGACUACACUACAAAAAAUGUGGUUUCUUAAUUAAUUAAACUUAAUGUAUUAUUAAUUAAACAAUUAUUAGACUAGUUGCUGGUCACUCUAUGAAGUUUUGGGCCAGUGAGACUGGCUCGGCCGACCUUGGUACGGAAAGCAUUCCGUAUCCUCACUGCUUAGAACAACAAAGCAACACCAGCGGCAGCAGCAGCAGCGGCACCGACGAUGUUAACGUUGGAGACACCGGCGGCGUUGGAAGAAGAGGAGUGGUUGGAUCCGUUAGAACCGUUAGAGCCGUUGGAAGCGUUAGCAGCGGAGACGGCAGUGGCAGCAGUUAAAGCAAUAGCGACUUGUUUGAAUUGCAUUUUGAACUUAGGUGGAUGGGUAAGAAAGAAAAAAAACCAAAAUUCGGAGAUGG
Messenger RNA from Suhomyces tanzawaensis NRRL Y-17324, 426 nucleotides. RefSeq lists its product as uncharacterized. The record is from RefSeq and is a predicted model, not a curated record. Bases 116 to 346 code for a protein of 76 amino acids. Lineage: Eukaryota; Fungi; Ascomycota; Pichiomycetes; Serinales; Debaryomycetaceae. The transcript has a single exon.